AUGGAUUAUUCAACUAUUUCGGUCCAUUCUUUAGCCCUAUUCAACAUCAAUACAGCAAUUAGCAACAAUGCUUCAGUGGGGGUUCUUUUGGGUGUGCCUGGGUCCGACUCUGUUUGUGUUCAUACUGCCUUUGAGUUGCUUGCUUCUAAUGGCACCAUAGAUAUGGAUUUCUACAAUCAAAGAUUACAACAACAUCUAACUGUUCUACCGAAGCUUGAGAAGGUGGGGAUAUAUCAUAUUUUAGAUAAGUCAACACCAACCAUCCUCACUGAACAACUUUGUCAAGAAUUCAAUUCAUCCGUAUGUUUGGUGGUGAAUUUGAAUCUGGUAUCAGAUAAAACCUUCAUUAAAGGUUACCAUAAUGGAAAACCUUUGAACACUAUCGUCGAGUCCGAUGAAACAGAGAAUAUCUCCUUGUCUACAAUCAUAAGAAAUAGCCAAUAUCAUUUAUCUAAUCAUCGAUCGGAUGAAUUAGACCAAGUUGACUUGAACCAGAGCAAGAAUAAUAUUCUUAAUUCAAUCGAACAAAUGUCAAUAAAAGUACAAGGGAUUGUCGAUUACUGCAAUAGUGAAAGACCAGGUUUAGAAGUUUCUAAGAUGAUUGAAAUCAAUAACUUGAUAGGGCAGUUGUCUCGGCAUGUUAGUUAUUUGAGACUGACCAACCACAAAGAACCAGAGUUCAAUGAUAAAUUGGCUAGCACCGAAUUGGCUUUAUUGUCCACUAAGCUAGUGUCUUUGGACAGAUUAAAAAGUCAACUCAACAGCAAUACUGCUAAUAUAUGUAUGAAGAGUAAGAGGAUGGUUUAA
Molecule: messenger RNA, 807 nt
Organism: Yamadazyma tenuis ATCC 10573
Lineage: Eukaryota; Fungi; Ascomycota; Pichiomycetes; Serinales; Debaryomycetaceae
Source: RefSeq, a predicted model, not a curated record